UACAGGCCUGAUUGUGCAGCGCGGCAGUCUGUAGGAGUCCUCGCUGCGCAGUGGCUGUACUGGACUUGUACUGUCACUCCGGCUAUACUGCUGUUCGUCCAGGAAGGUUCCUGUUUGGUGCGGCCGUGUGUGCGUCAGGAGGCGUCUGUCUCGGCUACCGUCCAGCAACCUCCUUCAGCGCCGACAACAGGCCGCAUGAGGAGCGGCCUGGUAGCCCCAGAAGAGUUCUCCUAGACACGUGGGCAACUAUCCCGUCACAGAUGGCGAGCUGUUUCCUGGGAACUUGCUGCCUCGUAGUCUUCGUGGCGAGGUUGGCGACGGCAUGGCUUAUCCCAGGCGCAGUAUUAUGCCCUGAGGAGUGCCAGUGCAAAGGGUUCACCUUCCAGUUUGUAGACUGUGUCAAAACUAGCCUGCAGAUGGUCCCCACCAACUUUCCCGAAAACGUGUACAUGAUUGAAAUGUCCCACAACAACUUCUCCAAAAUUCCAGAGAAGUCCUUCUCGGGGCUGAAAAGGCUAUUUCGAUUAGAAAUGCAUAACUGCAACAUUCGUUACAUAGAGAGCGGUUCUUUUAACAACCUACCCAAUCUGGCGUAUGUGUACUUAAGUAACAACAAGUUAACUGCUAUUACACCAAAAAUGUUUAAUAGUUUGGAGAGUUUGACCUGGCUUGACUUGGAGAAGAACAAUAUAGGAGAAAUUCAAAAGGGAUCAUUCUCCAACCUGUCAAGUUUGAAUUGGCUGGACUUAGACUCAAACCAAAUAGUUAACUUGGAGGAUAACACUUUUCUUGGACUUACAAACCUGACGCGCAUGUUUCUUAGCUAUAACAAGAUAGAGGAAAUAAAAAACAACACUUUUUUGGGCUUGACCAGUUUGAUGACACUUACCUUAACGAAGAACAGAAUAAACCGCAUAGAAGCCGGAUCAUUUGAAAGUUUGGCGAGUCUAACAACAUUAAUCAUGGACUAUAAUAUGAUGAGAAAGAUUGAUAAAGAUACAUUCUUUGGACUAGGAAGACUUGAGUCACUUAGCAUGGACAACAACAAUAUAGGGUUUAUACAAAGAGAUGCUUUUGUUUACACUGUAAACCUAACAAGUUUGUCUCUAAUUAACAACACCAUUAAAGAAUUAGAAACUGAUACAUUUAGAGGGCUGAAGAAACUCCAGCAUUUAAUGCUCUCCAGUAACCAAAUAACCCAGUUGGAUGAGCAUUGCUUCGAAGAUCUCGGAAAUCUGGUAUUUCUGGACCUGAGUCGCAACAGAAUCCAUACUUUAGUGCCAGAUAACUUCAAAUACCUAGUAAGUCUUGUGACACUGUCCCUCGCUGGUAACCAUCUUCGCUGCAUCCACCCAGAAUCCUUCCUGGACAACAAGAGGCUGAUCACUGUCAGUCUGGACAGCAAUGGGUACCUGAACCUGCCCACUAACGAGUCUCUUCUUAUAUCUUCCAGCAUCGAGAACUUGUACCUCUCCAGCUGCCACAUUAGUUACCUGCCACCCAAGAUAUUCGAGCAGCUGCCCUCGCUGGAGUCUGUGCUGCUGCACAGAAACAACCUGCAGUACUUCAGCAAGGCCUCGUUCAGCCCGUUGAAGCGCCUCACCCACCUGGACCUGUACGACAACCCUCUACUGUGCGACUGCGCGCUGCAGGACGCGUGGUCCUGGGUCAACAGCGCGAACAUCACCUUCAGCGGCCGGUGCGCAGGUCCUGGCGCGCUGGCGGACAGGCCCUUGUACCGGCUGGAGUCCUUGGACUGCUCCGGCACCGCCGGCUCGCGCAGGACGACCGGCCGCGUGGAGGACUUCAGCUGCCGCUCGUACCGGUACGACAGCUCGCUGUCAGACCCGGAGGACCUGGCAGGCAUGGCUGCUCCCGCGCAGCCGGACCCGGCCACGAUGAAGCAGCAGUUCCGGGCCUACCAGAGCCCGCACGAAGCCACGGCGUCGGCCGUCGUGAGCGUGCUCGUCGUGCAGUGCGUGCUCUUCGCGGCCGUCCUGCUCGUCCUGGGCUUCGUGUACUACAAGCGGAGGCACCGCGGCAACCUUUCCUACGACCCGUACUCUCAGGCGAGCGUCGAUAACGUUCCUUUGUGCGCGACCGCUUAGUGUUGCAGUUACUAUCGAUAACAUUAACAGAUUCAAAGUAAUAUGUCAUUUUUGUAUAAAGACAGCCUCAUUAAACUGUAUUUUUAUUUUUGAUAAAACCAAUACUUAAUAAACAAAA
This is a messenger RNA of Bacillus rossius redtenbacheri, 2226 nucleotides long. RefSeq names its product leucine-rich repeat-containing protein 15-like. The record is from RefSeq and is a predicted model, not a curated record. Gene Ontology annotation, molecular function: protein binding. The transcript has 3 exons. Gene Ontology annotation, cellular component: plasma membrane. NCBI's taxonomy places the organism in Eukaryota, Metazoa, Arthropoda, Insecta, Phasmatodea, Bacillidae. Bases 261 to 2108 code for a protein of 615 amino acids.